UCUGGAGCGAGAAUCAUCAGUAAAAAAAAAAAAUCGUUUAAUAUUUUAGCUAUCGAUAGGCGCCCGUUAUUAAUACGGUAGUAGGAAGCCAUGCCGGGCAUAGAGAAGCUACCGAUAGACGAGACGUUGGAGGACAGCCCUCAGACACGUUCUCUGCUGGGUGUGUUUGAAGAAGAUGCUGCAGCCAUCUCCAGCUACUCCACCCAGCUCUACCAGGCCAUGCAACGAAUCUAUGAUGCUCAGAAUGAGCUGAGUGCCGCGACCCACCUGACCUCCAGACUGCUCAAAGAAUACGACAAACAGCGUUUUCCUCUAGGGGGUGACGAUGAGGUGAUGAGCUCGACUCUGCAGCAGUUUUCCAAAGUCAUUGAUGAGUUGAGUUCCUGUCAUGCUGUCCUGUCCACCCAGCUGGCAGAUGCCAUGAUGUUUCCAAUCACUCAGUUUAAAGAGAGAGACCUCAAGGAGAUCCUGACUCUAAAGGAGGUCUUUCAGAUUUCCAGUGAUGAUCAUGACGUGGCCAUUAACAGAUACAGCCGUCUGUCCAAGAGGAGGGACAACGACAAGGUUAGGGCAGAGGUGGUGGAGGAUGUGUAUACUUCCAGGAAGAAGCAGCACCAGACCAUGAUGCACUACUUCUGCUCCCUCAACACGCUACAGUACAAGAAGAAGAUUGCCCUGCUAGAGCCUCUGCUGGGGUAUAUGCAGGCUCAGAUUAGUUUCUUUAAGUUGGGCUCAGAGAAUUUAACACAACAAUGGGAGGAUUUCCUGGGAACCAUUGGAACCAGUGUCCAGAAUGUGCGUAGGGAGAUGGAAGGAGAGGUGGGCGCCAUGCAGCAAACCAUUCAGCAGAUUGAGAGGUCAUGUGAUCCCCUGUAUGCACCGUGUGACCCAGACCCGGCCCACACCCCUGUCUGUCGAAACCUUACCCGCAAACAGGGCUACCUGUAUACACGCAAUAAAACGGGGCUGGUGUCAUCCUCGUGGGAGCGUCAGUAUUUCUUCACGCAGGGGGGGAACCUGAUGAGCCAGAGUCGUGGCGAGGUGGCGGGGGGUCUGGUCAUGGAUAUCGAUAACUGCUCCGUCAUGGCCGUCGACUGUGAUGACCGACGCUUCUGCUUUCAGAUCACCUCCUUCGAUGGAAAGAAAGUUGCCACGCUGCAGGCGGAGAGCCGUAGAGACUGCGAAGAGUGGAUCUCCACCAUCAACAACAUCUCCAAGAGGAUCUACCUCAGUGAGAACGCAGAGGAGCUGGCAGCCAGAGUCAACCAAUCAGCUCUGGAAGCCGUGACACCAUCCCCAUCCUUUCAACAGCGACAUGAGAGCAUGAGACCUUCUGCUCACAGUAAGGGGCGUGCAGGGCGUACAAGCAGCAUUAGCUCAGUAGGCUCAGAGACAUCGCCUGCCCUCUCUGCUCUCUCAUUGGAUGCCCUGGUUGCUCCAGACACACCCAUCCAGUUUGACAUCAUAUCCCCUGUCAGUGAGGAAUAUGCUGGGCAGAGCAAGACCUCAGGAACCACUGGCAGGAGGAGUAAUCCGUUUGGAGAGUCAGGAGACACUCCUUCAGAAGACAGCGAAGACUCCAUCCUACACCAGCUGUUCAUUGUGCGUUUCUUGGGCUCCAUGGAGGUGAAGAGUGCCGAGUCCUCGGAGGUGAUCUCUGAAACCAUGAGACAGAUCCUGGCGGCUCGCGCCAUCCACAACAUCUUCCGAAUGACCGAGUCACACCUGCUCGUGACCUGCGACUGCCUUAAGCUCAUUGACCCUCAGACACAAAUCACUCGACUCAGGUUCCCUCUGUCCAGUGUAGUGCUAUGCGCAUCCCAUCAGGAGAACAGGAGGCUGUUUGGUUUUGUCCUGCUGGCGCCUGUCGGACGGGGCGACAGCCGGGCUGUCUGCUACAUAUUUGAGUCAAACAAUGAUGGAGAAAAGAUCUGUGACAGUGUGGGCCUGGCCAAGCAGAUCGCCUUCCACUCUGAGAUGGAUCGUCAGGAGGUGGAGAGGAGGAAGGAGAAGGAUAAAGCCAAAGAGAAACAGGAGGAGGAGCUCAGUAAACAAAGGCAGAUAGAGAAGGAUCUGGAGGAGCAGAGUCGCCUCAUCGCCGCCUCCAGUCGCCCUGUCAACCCCCCGGCCUCUGAUGGACAGUUCCUGGUGCUUAGCAACAGCCAAUCAGAAGAUAGCGAUGCUGGGGAAGAGGGGAAGAAGAGGGGCGAGUCGGAGGCCUAACGAACAAACUUGGCAUGCAUGUUUUCAUUGCCCGGGGAAGCCUAGUUGGGUGGAACGUUAGCAUUACUGUCAAGGGAAAAGAUUUUUAUAUAAUUUUAGGGGGAAACCCUGCCCCCACCGGGCCGCCUGGUGAUGGAGAACAUGUGCUUCCUCCGCGGUGGACUGUUCAGAGGAAAGCCAAACGCUAGCAGCCUUAGCGGACUUGCUUAACCGGACAAUAGAGAGUAAAAUGAACACGCCUCCUUUUAAGGAGGAGUACAAGAGACAUGUGAACAGUUGAAAAGGGUGAAUGUCUGGUCACAGACUCCUCCUCUGCCGUCUGUGAAAAUCCUUUGUUUUAUAUCGACUCAGAUAUCCAGAAAAAUAACAAAAUUCUAGAUUAACCCCAACAAGUUUUUGUUAUUUUCUUAUUUUGUAAUUACUGACGACGAAGUGACACGGCAGAGAAGCUCUAACGACUAGCAGCAGAAUAGGAUGUGUAGGAGACGGUUCGGACCGGAAGUAUAUUUUUAACUUUUCUCUCGUUACUGACCCCAGGUUGUGUUUCAGCCCCGUCACACGUCAGCUCACUCUCCUCUGCGAGCGGCCCAGUGUCGGCCGCUGGGAGCUGUGGAGUCCAGCCUGCUGUGUGUUGAGGUUUGGUAUGGUUUGUCUGAAAGCGUCCUGUUUGUAUAUAAAUGUACGUAGGAUAUCCUGCCAACAGUAUGACCCCCCCGAACUGUAAAGAGGCCGUUUGAAAUCUGCUAUCGGUUUAAUGACCAUAAUCUGAAUUAACGGUCUAAUUAGUCUGUUUUGUAAAUUGAUUAUUUUAAAUGUCGGUCCAUGGUUCUCUGAAAUUAAGUCAGCAGUCCCUUUUCUCUGAAGUAUGGAUGUGAGGCGUGGGGGUAGAACCGUCGGCUUUGGAGGGGGAGGGGUAACAAGAAACCUCCAUAUGGAUGAUAGAUAUCAAAAAAUCACCACUUUUGAGUUUAACUUUAAUCCUAAAUCGCUGAAGGGAAUUAUUAAGUACAGUGUGUUUCUGUUGCACAAAAAUACUUAAAAAUGGAAGUCAAUACCAAACUCACUACCAACGUAGUUACUCCCCCUUUGGCUAAUUGGUAGAAUAUUGUCCCCAAAUGUUGCUUUUGUGUCAUGGCUUCAAAGGCACACAUGGCAACGGCCACCCUGGUUACCAUGGUUACCGUGGCUAAUUGAUAGAAUGUUGUUCCAGAAUGUUGCUUUCGUAUCAUGGCUUCAAAGGCACACGGGGCAACGGCCAUCUUGGUUACCAUGGUUACCACGGCAAAUUGAUAGAAUGUUGUUCCCAAAUGUUGCUUUCGUAUCAUGGGUUCAAAGGCACACGGGGCAACGGGCACCUUGGUUACCAUGGUUACCACGGCUAAUCGAUAGAAACUUGUUCCCAAAUGUCGCCUUCGUAUCAUGGCUUCAAAGGCACACAGGGCAACGGCCACCAUGGUUACUAUGGUUGUCAUGGUGCCACCUCAGCAUCAGUGCAGGGUCAUCUUGUUGCCCAGGCAACACCUGAAUCAACAUUUGACCACUUGUUGCUCUUCUUAGCUGCUCAAAAACUGCUUGCUGCAACCAUGGGAUCGCUAGUCAUUGAUUGCUAGUCUAAUUCACACUGAAGUCAUUUCUCAAACUCUCAUCCAGAGACGUCCAGGCAGAGUGACUGUAGAAUGAGAUGCCGUUCAGAUACCAUAAAAACGAGAGACAAUAGUACAGAGGUCAGAGGUCGCAGCCAUUUAACAAUGUAAAGGGAGUAUAAAAUAAUAAGGAUUGCCUUUUGAUUCUUGGUGUUUUUGGUUCGGUUUCAGCGGGAAGGGUCUUUUAGCUGUUGUAAUCUGUUGAAGGAUGUGAUUUUUCUCAUAUUUCAGCCACGGGAGCUGCACUUUGUCUCCUCAAUGCAAGAAACCCCCCCCCCCCAGAAAUAAUCAUGUUUGUAGCUGUAAAUAUCUAUCGGUGAUUGCUGUUGCAGUGUCAUGACUUACGAAAAGGCUUUUCGGUGAUGAGAA
Molecule: messenger RNA, 4235 nt
Organism: Lampris incognitus (smalleye Pacific opah)
Lineage: Eukaryota; Metazoa; Chordata; Actinopteri; Lampriformes; Lampridae
Gene: appl1
Product: adaptor protein, phosphotyrosine interaction, PH domain and leucine zipper containing 1
Exons: 22
Coding region: 91-2223 (710 amino acids)
Biological process (GO): signaling
Cellular component (GO): endosome membrane; cytoplasm
Molecular function (GO): identical protein binding
Source: RefSeq, a predicted model, not a curated record